Molecule: messenger RNA, 1740 nt
Organism: Bombyx mori (domestic silkworm)
Lineage: Eukaryota; Metazoa; Arthropoda; Insecta; Lepidoptera; Bombycidae
Gene: PolD2
Product: DNA polymerase delta subunit 2
Exons: 9
Coding region: 379-1701 (440 amino acids)
Biological process (GO): DNA replication; DNA strand elongation involved in DNA replication
Cellular component (GO): delta DNA polymerase complex
Molecular function (GO): DNA binding
Source: RefSeq, a predicted model, not a curated record
UUUUGGCGGGAACGCGAGCAGUGAAGUUGUGUGAUUUGUUUUAUUUUGUCUAUUUAGUGUUUUUUCAGGUUUAAAUGUGUAAUAACGGUGGUUUAUUAACUGUUUAGUAUCUGUGGAAGUGCACAAAUGUGGGAAAAUAAAAUAAAGCCACUGAACGUAGCUUCUCGGUUUCCUCCAAGAAGUCCACUGAAAAAAUCUUAUUACCAGGUCAUAAAAUCCCUUUAAAAAAAGCGGCAAAUUAAUGAAAAAAUAACUGAAGCUAAAGAAUUAUUAAAAGUCUGGGGAAGGUCUAAAAAAACAAGUGAAGUGAAUAAAUUAAUAAGUCGAAUAGCUAAGAGAGGAAAUUCAUUCACAACAUAAACUUUAAGCACCAAUAAGAUGCUUUUAAAAGUAUCGCCGAAAUCAACAGCAGAUGAGGAAUUCUCUUCCCACGAUCUAGAGAGACAAAUUGUUGACUACACUGAUAGUUCUACACGGUUUUAUGAAGCACCACGAGAUUUUUCCAAGCAGUACGCCCAUAUAUAUUCAGCUAGGUUAUGUACAUUCCGAAAUAUUUUGACUCCGCUGAUAAAAAAUAAGUGGUCAAAUAAAUACAAGAUUUUAAAGCUUUGUGAUUUACGUGAAAGCGGUACCUCUUGUGUUAUAAUUGGAACACUGUUCAAACUGCAAGAAUUGAAACCAAGCAUUCUGAAAGAGCUUUCAGAUCAGCUUGAGAUUAUACCACAACCAACUAGGACUCAUUUCGUCCAUGAUUCCGAUAGCCUUGUGUUAGAAGAUGAAUUGCAAAGAAUCAAACUUGUAAGCGAUGUUAUAGAUAUCCAUCAAGUAGUCACUGGAGUUGUAUGUGCAAUUUUAGGAUCUGAAGAUGAGGAUGGUAUAUUUACUGUUAAAGAUGUCUGUUGGCCUGGUUGCAGUAUACAAAAACCACUUCCAGUUAGAAAUGAAGACAGAUACAUAGUACUUAUGUCGGGUUUAAAUAUGGCAUCAAAGUCUGCAGAUCAAAUUUUGUCCUUGCACUUAUUUUUGGAAUGGAUGUCAGGAUUAGCAGGCACAUCUUAUUAUCAAGAAGAAGUUUCUAAAAUUGUACGAGUUAUAAUAGCCGGUGGAGUGUUUGCAAAUCAUUCAGAUGAAAGUGUUCUAAAUGAAUCAGAUGUCAUAUCGUCAGCAGAAUUGGUGGAUUCAUUGGCAGCAGCUAUUAGUGGUGUGGCUCCUUUAGACAUAAUGCCAGGAUGCAAAGAUCCUAAUGAUGUAAUGUUACCACAAAAACCUUUUCAUUACUGUUUGUUCCCUAAAGCUACUGAAUACAAAUCGUUCCGCCGUGUUUCUAAUCCUUAUGAAUGUGAAAUAGGAGGGUUGUUAUGUUUAGGUACUUCAGGAGAGCCAGUAAAGGAUAUAAUGAGAUAUAGUAACUUAGAUAAUAGUCAAGAGGUACUUAAAAAAACAUUGGAAUGGAGGCAUUUAGCACCAACAUGUCCUGAUACGGUACCUUGUACCCCAAGUGUGGAUACAGAUCCAUUUAUUAUUUAUAACUGUCCAGCUAUUUAUUUUAGUGGAAAUGCUGAUGAAUUUGGAACUACCUUAUAUGAAGGAGAAGAAGGGCAACGCAUCAGAAUAGUAUCAAUUCCAGAUUUUUGUAAUACUAAAUCGAUAGCAAUUAUCAAUUUAGCAAAUUUGGAAUGUUACAGCAUGAGUUUUUCUUGAUUUUCAUAUAAUUUGGAAUAAAUUGAUUAAGUGCACAAA